AUGCAGUGGAAGGAAAAAGCGGUCUUCCUCCGUCUCUUCAUCUAUGGCGAACCAAGCAGAUCUGAUAUCGCCUUAUUGGCACUCGCACUCGUGUCUGCGAUCGCAUCCGGAAUCCCUUUUCCGAUCAUGUCUAUCGUGUUCGGACAAUUGGUGGACGAAAUGAAUUCGACAACCUGCAACGUGAAUGACACCAACGGCGACUCAUACCAGGAUGGAAUCAAUCAGAAAGUCUUGAUGAUCGUAUACAUUGGCAUCGCAUACCUUUUUCUGAUCUAUAUAUACGUUUUCAGCUGGAAUAUCACAGGUGAACGCCUCGCCCAACGUCUGCGGGAGAAGUACUUCAAAGCUAUCCUCCGCCAGGAUGUUGCCUUCUUCGACAAUCUGCCUGCUGGUGAAGUUUCCUCGAGAAUCACGGGUGAUAUCACAACUAUACAGCAAGGAACUUCGGAGAAGGUUGGUAUUGUGAUCAACGCGUUGGCUUUCUUCGUUACCGCCUAUGUUGUGGCAUUCAUCAAGGACCCCAAAUUGGCGGGCAUGUUGGUCUCAUUGACCCCGGCAUACCUGAUCAUGUCACUACUGGGUGGAUAUUUCGUUCAGAAGUACUUCAGUCGCUCAUUGGAGAGUAUAACCAAGGCAUCUUCGGUCGCACUGGAAGCAUUCUCCAAUACCAUGGUGGUUCACUCAUUUUCAGCCAAUGCGCGACUGGAGCAGAAGUUUACUGAAUUCCUCAAUCCCGGGAGAAUUGCGGGAAUCCGCAAAUCAAUUGCAACUGCCACUCAGGCAGGUUUGUUGUACUUUAUCGCAUUCUCUGCCAAUGCUUUGGCCUUUUGGCAGGGAUCCAGGCAGAUCGCUGACUCGGUGGAGUCUGAUGGUGGCGGUAUCACGGUCGGAGCCACAUACACGGUCAUUUUCAUUCUGGUAGACGGUGAGAACUUACAGGAAACACAUACCCAACAUUCCUCUUUGCUGACAUUCACUCUUCUAGCAUCUCUGAUUCUGAGCACCGUGGCGCCGUUCCUCCAAAGCUUUGACGCCGCGUCAGUUGCCUUCACAAAACUCCGAGCUGACAUCGAGCACUCGACCACGAUCGACGGCACUGAGGAAAAUGCUGGACAUGUCUUGUCGGAGGUCAAGGGGCAUGUUGAGUUGCGCAACGUUUCCUUUCGGUUCCCAUCUCGCCCAGAUAACCCUGUGCUUCAAAACCUCUCUCUUUCAUGUCCAGCUGGCCAGCAAACUGCAAUUGUCGGCCUGUCUGGGAGUGGUAAAUCCACCGUCGCAGGACUGGCAACAAGGUUUUACGAUGCCACCGAAGGCAGCGUUAUGUUAGAUGGCCACGAUGUGAAAGAUCUGAACGUCCGCGCACUCAGAAGUCACAUCAGCCUGGUCCAACAAGAGCCUUGCCUUCUCGACCGAUCAAUUUUCGAGAAUAUUGCACUCGGUCUGAUCAAUUCGCCAGAUCAUGCUCAUCUGCAAGGUAUUCUCACCAGUGAAGCACUGGUAAAUAUCUCAGCAGCAGUGCGAGAUGGUCAGCCUCUCACCCAGGCCUCCCUCGAGCACGGAAAUGACGCACGCGAAAUUGUGGAGCUUGUUGAGAACGCCGCCAAGCUAGCUGAUGCCAGUCAUUUCAUUGAGAAGCUCCAGGAGGGCUAUGGCACACCCGUUGGAUCCAGUGGUAACUUGAUUAGUGGUGGCCAGAAACAGCGCAUCUCACUGGCCAGGGCCUUGAUCAAGAACCCCCGAAUCCUUAUUUUGGACGAAGCCACUGCAUCCUUGGACUCUGGAACAGAGAUGCGGAUUCAAAAAGCUCUGGAAAGUGUGGCUAUCGGUCGCACUGUCAUUACCAUUGCGCAUCGCUUAUCCACCAUCAGGAAUGCAGACAACAUCAUUGUUAUGCGGCAAGGAAAGCUCAUUGAGCAAGGUCCUCACACGGAGCUUCUGGCAGCCAAUGGUGCAUAUGCAGAACUCGUCCGUCUCCAGAAUGUCAAUGUCCACGGCUCGGGAGAGGGAUCUUCCACUCGUUCAGCCUCACCUGUGGAGCAGAUCACAGAAAAAACCGAGCCCACUCAGGCCGUGGCGCAUGAGUUGCAAGAGACAGAGAAGCCGGCACCCCCCGAAGACAAAGAGACAGAGCCCAAAAAGAGUGGUGCUGUGGAUACAGAAAGACCAUUCUCGGCAACUGCCAGGUCUAUGGGUGCCAUGUUCCGUCCCUAUGCCUUUGUGCUGGUCUUUGCCGUCGCCGGAGCUGUGGUCAUUGGCGGCACAUAUUGUGCCUCUGCCGUCAUUUUUGGUAACGUGGUUGGCAAGCUCAGUGGCUGCGAGGAGCCCCAAAGUAUUCGUGAUGCUGGAGAGUUUUACGGCUUGAUGUUCUUCGUCUUGGCCAUUAUCGAGUUCUUCGCCAAUUUCUUCAGCUGGUCUUUGUUCGGGUGGAUGGCAGAGAAUGUGAUCUACAAAGUCAGAGUUCUGUCGCUGCGGUCCAUCCUCGAGCAAGAGCUCGAGUGGCAUGAAUCCAACGAUCGCAAUCCCUCCCUCCUUCUCUCUUUGAUCACCAAGGACAGCAAUGCACUGGCAGGCUUGACCGGGUCCGUUGUUUGCACGAUUCUUUCCAUCCUCAUCAACCUCUUCGCAGCCAUCAUCAUGACCCAUAUCAUCGCAUGGCGUAUUGCAUUGGUUUGCCUCUCCGUCGUGCCGCUGUUGCUUGCCGCCGGGUGGAUGCGAGUCAGCUCCUUGGCUCAGUUCGAAGAAAGGCAUCUGGAGGCCUUUGCUCGGUCGGUCGGGAUCACCGUCGAGGCAGUGAAUUCUAUCAAGACGGUCAUGUCACUGUCCCUGGAACACGAAAUCAUGGGCACGUAUCGACGCUCGUUGGCAGCUCCGAUGAAAGCCAUGACGCGUCAAAGUGCGUGGGCCAACCUGUGGCUUGCCAUUGGAUAUGGACUCAGCAACUUCUUGUAUGGACUUGCAUACUGGUGGGGAGCGAAGAACAUCAUUGCUGGACAUUACACUCAGACGCAGUUCUUCAUUGUGCAACUGGCGCUGCUCGUCAGUUCCCAGUUGUGGGGCCAGAUGUUUGCCUUGGCGCCUGACGUGUCGCGCGCGUUUCAGGCCACUCGUCGACUCCUCAAUCUGCUGGAUUUGGGCUCGACCAAGAACCUCUCGGGUCCUGUCACUCCAAAUGCAGAUGUGGAAUCGAAUGAUACUUCGCGUGAGAAGCUCGAUGAUACUCGCAAGGGUAUCAGCGUUUGCUUCAAGAACGUUCAGUUUUCGUAUCCCGCGCGACCGGACACACGCGUGCUCCAUGGCCUGGACUUGAACAUCAAACCUGGUCAAUUCGCUGCACUGGUGGGCCCGAGUGGUGCGGGUAAGUCCACCAUCAUCUCACUUGUCGAACGUCUCUAUUCGCCCGAAACCGGCACUGUAGAGGUUGACGGACGGGAUGUUGCAUAUGGCAAUGUGUCUUUCCGCGACUCAAUCGCCUAUGUCCCACAACAGAGUGUUUUGUUUGAAGGAACUAUCCGGUUCAACUUAGAGCUGGGCGCACGUCCUGGUCACGAAGUUACACAAGCGGACUUGGAAGCUGCUUGUCGACUGGCCAAUAUUCACGAGGUGAUUGAACAGCUUCCCGAAGGAUACGAUACACACUGUGGACCGAAUGGUGAUCGUCUCUCCGGUGGGCAGAAGCAGCGAUUGGCCAUUGCGCGGGCGCUGAUCCGCAAGCCGAAGCUGCUGCUUUUGGACGAGUCGACCAGUGCUCUUGACGCCGAGUCUGAGCGUUUGCUCCAGGAUGGUCUGGAGAAAGCAAGCAAGAACAUGACGGUCAUUGCGAUCGCACAUCGCCUAUACACCAUCCGGAAAGCGGAUGUGAUCUUCUUGAUUGAGGAUGGGCGAUGUGUGGAGCAAGGCAGCCAUGACCAGUUGGUGGAGCGUAGCGAGACCUACCGAGUCAACGCCCUGAACCAAGCGGUGGAUGGUUAA
Messenger RNA from Penicillium salamii, 3969 nucleotides. NCBI's taxonomy places the organism in Eukaryota, Fungi, Ascomycota, Eurotiomycetes, Eurotiales, Aspergillaceae. The record is from the annotation of a GenBank genome assembly.